Messenger RNA from Mesocestoides corti, 906 nucleotides. Lineage: Eukaryota; Metazoa; Platyhelminthes; Cestoda; Cyclophyllidea; Mesocestoididae. The record is from the annotation of a GenBank genome assembly.
AUGGGUUUUUUAUCAAGGGAGUACGAUCAGAUACUUUGUGAAGUUCUAUUCGACCCGUCCUCUGCCACCGUCUACAAAGUGCUCUCAGCUCAGCGCAAAGGUUUCGAAGAGGCGCGAUUCUACGAAAGCGUCUUCUCAACCACGUCAACGUGCCCGUUUUUGCGGCGUUUGAAAGCCUUUCUUCCUGCCUAUCGCGGACUUUUCUACCAGGUUGAUACACAUCAUUAUCUGGUGGGUCUGGAAGACAUGCUUAAUGGCAUGGAACACCCAAAUGCAAUGGAUCUGAAACUGGGUCGAGUUAGCUACACACCAGAUGCCACACCCGCAAAGGUCUCCACGGAGAAAGCCAAGUACCCUUGGCGACGAAAACUUGGCUUUUUUAUCACCGGCAUUCGGGUCGAUGGUGUCUUUUAUGACCGUGUCUACGGGAAGUCGAUUGGGCCGACAACAGUCUACGAAAAAGGUGUGCGUGUCUUUCUGGGUGGUGACGACGUGACGCGUCGCACCCUAUUGGCUAGAGCAUUUCUUGAUCGUCUGAGACAACUGACUGAUUGGUUCGAGGAACAAAUGCGCUACCGAUUCGUCGCAUCAUCCCUCUUCUUGUGCUACGAUUGGUCGGAGCCAAGGUCGCCUGGUGAUCUAGCCUUACCCAAUGAUCGUUUCCUUCGAGUCUAUUUGAUCGAUUUUGCCAGGUGGUCAGAGCUGCUCGAUGGCUGUGUCCCCUCGCUGGAUUUUAAUGUGCUUUACGGACUACAUCGACUUCUAAAACUUUUUAGGCGUGCUGCUCAACUGGAAACUGCUAAGACCACGAAGGUGAUUGAUUCGGGACGCAACAACAGCAACCUCCUGUCCCCCUCGCCGUGUAGCCUGCCUUCAUCUCCCACCCACAAAACCUACACUGCCUAG